Anopheles marshallii is the source of this 6339-nucleotide messenger RNA. RefSeq names its product mediator of RNA polymerase II transcription subunit 1 (gene MED1). Lineage: Eukaryota; Metazoa; Arthropoda; Insecta; Diptera; Culicidae. Gene Ontology annotation, cellular component: mediator complex. The transcript has 4 exons. Gene Ontology annotation, molecular function: transcription coregulator activity. The record is from RefSeq and is a predicted model, not a curated record. Gene Ontology annotation, biological process: regulation of transcription by RNA polymerase II. Bases 1 to 6339 code for a protein of 2112 amino acids.
AUGUCGUCUUCCGGUACGGCGGCGGUCAGUGGUGGAAGUCUUCCCGCUCUGCUGAUGGCAAACGGUGGAGGAGUAGGCACCGGGAAGGGCAUUGGCAAACCGGACAUUAAACCACCCGGAUCGGGCCCAACCGUUGGGGGUGGGACGGGUGGCACCACCAGCAAGGUGCUGCUCGGUGGAGAUAAACAUGAAACGUGGCAGAUGGAGCUGCUAAUGGAGCGGCUACGAACAAAGGCCAAAUCGGCACAGUACAAAUCCUUCCCGGAGAUGUCCAAAUCGGUGCGGAUGUCACUGUUGGAAAAACGAUACGCCUUAGAUGCGGUGGAAAAGUCUAAUCUACAGAAAACGCUCGACAGUAUGCAGUAUUGCAUUAAGGUGACCACCCGGCAGGGUUUGGUCGAACGACUCGAUUGUCUAACCAGACAGUUAGGCCUCAAACUCAGCGAAGACACUUCCGGCCUAUUCAUCUCGUCCGACAUGUUCUACCUCGAGAUCAUACUCGAUCCAGCCGGUGGCACUGUGCAGGAUGUUAAGGUACACCACGAGUGCAAGAUGAAGCAGCAGAGUUGCAGCGAACUGGUUGCAUGUUUGCAACGGGGUGACUUUGCCGAUUUCACCACCCAGCUCGAAGGGCUCGCUUCCAUCUACCAGCUAAACGCGGAGAAAAAGAUUAAGGUGAACGCAUUCGUCGCUCUGCAAGCGCUUGAAACCGAUCUGCACACACUCUACACACUGUCGAUGCAACACUUCCCGGACGUACACUCGCAGCUGCUAAAAGCCCCGCUCGGCGUGGUGCAGAAACGGCGCGGAGGACAUCCGAUGCGGCUAACGUACUUUGUGGCACCGUACGAGCUUCUCGAUAUGGGGACACGCACAAUGAACACACUGUCACCCGAGCUGAUCGCAAAGGAACGCAUCGGAUGUAGUGUGGCGGUCGUGCUGGAAGCGUCCAGUGCGAACAAGCUACAGAUACAACCGCUGCUGGUAGUGAAUGGCACCGGUAGUACGGCAUCAGUCGGACAACCCGCGUACACACCGAUCGAGAAGCACAAUUCUACCUCGCUGCCGGCCACAUUCGUACUGCGGCUAAGCAAACCGAUGCCAAUUAAUGGUGCGAUGAUGCGCGCGAUUAAGACGAUCGUUGGUGGUAGUGGAACCGAUCAGCAAAGUGUAGAUGGAACGACUACCGGUAGUGCUGGUCUGCCGGCAUCUCUUCUCGCACUGAUCGCGCACCAUGCAUCCGGUGGAAGUGUUACGGAUCUUGCGAAAGGCUUGCUGGUAUCGUUACCCGACCAGUACCAUUGCUACUAUCUCACGGACAACCCCCUGCUUCGUGGCGUGAUGGUAAGCAGCAUACCGUUCACCGAGCCUCAGCAUGUGCCGAAAAUUUUAACCUACCUAAGGCAACAGACCAUUUUCAAUCAGCUGCUGUCGAGCUGCAUCCGAUCGAAUACAUCGGCUGCCGGUGGUGGUCGUCCCAGCGCACUGCAGCUGCUUCUUGACGGUGGUACACACACGAUAGAGAACGGUUCCACUGGUGGAUUGCUGGUGUUCGAAGUGAGUGCCCUCUCUUGCCAGAACAUAACGGUUUCGUUGAUCCAUCCGUUCGAGGAAUCGUUAGCAACGGUUGAGUUCGAUCUGCAAAACAUCGCUAAUAUCGUCGUGCGCAUCUACUGCAGCGAGGGAGAAACCAGUGAUGAGCACACGGUGGAACGUCUUUCAGCCGUGUUGCAGCGUUGUAUGUCGAUACCGGUUACGCUGCGAGCGCUGAUGAAACAUUGGGAGGAAGAGCACGAGCAGAAAUUUAAACCGAACGUGCUUGGAAGCUCUGCCGUAUCGUCUUCAGGUGGUGGAGCUGGGCCGGGAGGUGGCAUUGGUGGUGCAGGCGGCGGUCUUAACAGUAGCGGUGAUGGAGGCACGGGAACCGGGGGUGGUGGUUCCGGUGAGGAUGGAAGCAUGAACGGGUUUAACCUAUCGUCACUCGGUGGUCCAGCAUCAACGGUUGAUGGAGCUGGUGGAGGAGGUGCAGGUGGUGGAGGUGGCAGCGCGGCAACAAAUGGGACAUCCGCACAGCAAACCACCGGUCAGCGUGGGCUAAUGAAUGGCGAAGGCAAUGGACUCGUAGCGAGCGGCAAUCUUGGUCUAGACUUUUGUGAUAUGCUGACCGAACGGAACGGAAAUGGAAUGGGUGGCAGCAAUGGAAGGGUGGCCGGGUUAGGCGUAGGUACCCGGGAACCGCCGGAACCGUUAGCGGGCGGUGCAGCCAAAAAACGACGCAUGGAGGAUUUUUGUAAGAGCCCAAAGAGUGAUAGCAACCUUAGCGUUGUUGGUGGUGCAACUGAUGGCGGUGGUGUGGAGAAGGCGAAUGUCACCACGACCGGUAACGCCGGUGCCAUCAACACCACGGUCACCAGCCAGGAUGUGGCGGCAGCAGUAGCGACAUCUGGCGGAACAGCAGGAAACAGCGAACAGCGCAUGCAAGCUGGCGGUGCAACGGAGGAGGACACCGGCGGGUUGCCACUGUUCGGAGAGACGGCCCCGGUAGGUGGGGCCGAUGCCAAGGGCAGCUCUUUGGGUGGAACAACAAUUACAAACACGCACACAUCUGCUAAGAAUGAACCUCCAAGCGUCCUACCGGCGGACGAUGAUACCGCCAUCGUCUCAACUGGAGUCAAGAUGCCGCUUCAAUCUUCUUCUUCCUCCUCCCUAUCCUCUCUGUCCUCGUCGGGGUUUUCCCUGACCGGUGCCGCAUCCGGUGAAGCGGGACCAGAACGGCCCUGCCCGGGAACGCUGUUGCUGGAAAGUCUCGAGUGUUCCACGCUGGAAACCGAUUUGGUGAAACGCACUACUGGUCAGUCGGUCAAGAGACGCCGUAGCUCGAGCAGCUCAAGUUCUAGCUCUAGCAGCAGCUCGAGCAGCAGUUCGAGCAGUUCAACCACAUCCGGUGCGUCGGAUGAGGUGGAAGAGAGCGUCGAUCUCGUAGAGGCAGAAAUGAACAGCUUUUUUUCCGAGCUAAACAAUACUCAACCGGUUACGGGACCGGCACCGAAAGGCACGUUUGGUUCUCCUUCCGGCAAGCCAGCGAUCGCAGCGGUAUCUCCAAUUUCGGGCAAGCUGGCAUCACCGUCCGGUAGUGCUGGACUAGAAAAGCCACUCACGACCAUCGGGAGUACCGGGCUGGAAAUAAUUCCCAUUCCCACGGCCAACACAAACAUUGCGGCAAGUGCAUUUCCCCCUGCCACCGUUACCACCAACACACCGGUAACGGUGCCACAAAUCAUUACCAACAGUACGCCCGCUACAUCCCUGACGACUACGUCGACAACGACGAAAAAGACAUCCUCAUCCUCAUCUAGCAGCGGUGGCAGCAGCGGCAGUGGCCAUCGCAAGAGUUCGGACUCAUCGGAACGGUCUAGUUCGAGCAAAUCGGACAAGAAGAAAAAACGCAAAGUCGAUGACGCAGGCCAUCUGGCAAUGGGGCCACCGAACAAGCUACCGUUCAAGUCCGGUGAAUCAUCACCGCACCGAAGCGGUAUCGGUGGUUCAUCGACGUCCGGGAACAAAUCCAGCCCAAAACACACUAGUCCGGUACACCACAGCAGCCCGAAGCAUACCGGCAGCGGUGCGUUGGGGUUUCACAGUCCCAAGCAUGGUUCGUCGGUAUCCCCGAAGCAUCCACUGCACAGCGGCGGUGGUAGUUCGACCGGUGGCGGUAAGCCCAGCAUGUCCGCGCUAAAGUCGGCAGCGGCCAGUGGUAGUUCACCUGGAACGAAAUCAUCUGAAACGAGCAGUGGAGGAGGUGGUGGUGGUGGUGGAGCAAGUGGAAUUGGCAUCUCCACCACCAGUGGGUCAUCCAAGGAACGUGAUAAGGAACGCUCGGAGAAGAAGGCGCUUCAGUUUUCUACCACUAAUGCAUCUAGCGGCUCAUCGCUGUCCGCAAACAGCUCUUCCAGCACCGGAUCUAGCUCAGGCGGGAGAUCCAAAAAUUCGGGUUUGAAACUGAAACAGCUCGACCUAACUGCUGGGUCCUCGAUGACGAUUUCAAUGACCGGCUCGGGGAUGGGUGAUUCUGGAUCCAGUUCUCCCGUCGCUCCAAUGAUCGAUCUUACCGGAUCGGGUUCUUCACUUGGAUCGUUGGGACUUGCUGGUUCGGGAUUGACCACCGCGAGCUCAAUGUUGCAAGCACUGCAGGCUGCUAAGAAUCGUAAACCACCAUCGUCAGCCGGUGGAACGGGAUUGGGCGGAUCGUUGAGCGCCGUAAUAGAUAAGCUAAAGUCGGCUCAGUCGGCAGAUGACGAGGCGGUGCUGGUACUGCCGGAAAUGACCAUCACCCAACAGACGACCAGCUCGUCGAUGACAGGCGGAACUGGUGGUAUUGGUGCUGGCGUGAACAUUGGUGGCUUUGGAUCAAUGAGUGGUGGCGGUGCAUUGAAAGAUCCCUCCAAAACGGGCAGUAGUCUACUAUCAGCUGCUGGGUCCGGUUCGUUGGCGAAUUGUGUUUCCUCCACGACAGGGAUUGGUGCCGCCUUAACUCAAUCCAGUUCCAUGACGAGUGCACCAUCCUUGACGGCAGCUCUUACCAGCGGGAAAGCAUCCGAGUAUAUGGUAAAACCCAGCUCGGAUGGCAUCAAGUUGACAAUCCAGAAUAAGAAGGGCUCUAGUAAGAGUUCCUCCAACAGCGGGGGCAGCUCGAAAUCCGGUAGCGGUAGUAACAAAUCCGGCCUAAAGUCCGGUGUUUCCAGUGGUCCCGUAUCGUCCAAACAGCAGCAACAGAACCAUACUACCUCCUUCAGUGGAGCCUUCCCUUCGUCGACGAAGACUCCGCACUACACCAGCAGCUCCUCCUCGUCCAAGACGCCGUUCCAAAAAUCGAACUCCUUCGGUUCCCUCGGUGGUGGUGGUGGUGGCUCCGGUAUGAAAACUUCUAAGGUGAGCUCACCGAAGUCAACCUCGAAUCCGGCCAGCACUUCCUCGUCGUCCUACUCGUCCAAAGAGAAGGGUGGUCCCGCGUCUGGUCGUUCCAAAUCAUCCUCCGCUUCGUCGCUAACCGCAGCAGCAAUGCUCAGCGGAGGAGCGUCUGGUGGUGGCUCCGGAAGCGGAUCUUCCUCCCUGGUCAACCCGAUAUCGAUUAUGAAGAUGCUCGGCUAUCCCACUGGUGGGAUGGGCAAUAUGGAGGGCUUUGCGAAGUCACUGGACACAAAAUUUCAAAUACCGAAGUUAUCAGCACGCUCUAACAACACUUCGAAUCCCGGCAGCACCGGCCACAGCGACAGUAGUGAGGGCACGAAGAGCAUGAAGGAUCCUGCAGUGCGGAAACAGAAGCCACAGAUUCCUAUCACAUCUUCCACGCCACAGUCGGUCGGAUCGUCACCGUUAAGAACGUUCGCUACGUCUCCGUCUGGUGAUGCAAGUGCACGGUUGCUUUCCGAUUUGCUUGGAGCUGCAGCUAAGAGUGGUACCAAAAUGGCCGCUUCUGGUACUGGACCGACGGGAACAUCAGUCGACGGUGCCGGAGCUGCGCUACAUCCGCUACUGCCCAACAUUGUCCAGAAGAUGUUCGGCAGUGAUGGUUCCCUGCAGAGUAAAUCCAACAGCUCCGAUGGAAGCAUGUUUCCUUCGGCUGGUCGCGCCUCUCCCGGGAUGCUUUCCGGAAGCGCUAGUAGAGAUGGGUUUCGUUCAGGGACGGGAUCUGCUCCAGGGACACCGACGACAACCGGUUCGAUGGUGUUGCCACCGUUUCCAUCGCCCGUUUCCGGUAGUGCAUCGAACGAUGGUGAUGCGGGAUCCGGUGCAGGGUCGUUAAUGCGACCACCCUCACGACCCAGCAGUACGAUAUCGAACCAUUCGCAUUCGUCGCAGGAUGGAAUUGGCGGUGGAGGUAGCGGUGACGUUGGCACACCACCCGUAGUUACCACGAUGGCGUCGAUGAUGAUGAUGAGUGCAAUGAGCGCGGCCGGUGGACAAUCUCCUGCGUCCGGUUCGUUAUCGUUGGACAGUGCCAGCACACAGCAACUUAUAGCGGCCCUGGCCGCAAAGAGUGGUGCUGGUGGUGGUGGUGGAGGGGGUGUGCUUCCGCCUCCCAACAGUCUGCUCAAUAAUCACCUUCACCAUCAUAGCAAUCAUCUGAACAAUCACGUUGUCGGUGGAACGACCCCGGUACUAAACAACCUUCCCUCACCGGCAUCCGUCUCAGUGCACAUCGUCAAAUCGCCUGCUCCCUCUCCGCUACCCUUCACCUCACCCCACUCCAACGCAUCUUCCACGCACGGUGGACCCGGUGGUGGUGGACUGGAUGACGAUCUGAUGGACGAAGCACUGAUCGGUAUUGGCAGCAAAUGA